Molecule: messenger RNA, 15043 nt
Organism: Bemisia tabaci
Lineage: Eukaryota; Metazoa; Arthropoda; Insecta; Hemiptera; Aleyrodidae
Source: RefSeq, a predicted model, not a curated record
AAUUUGUUGAAAUUUUCAUCAUUUUUUGUUGUGGAUAACUAUAAAAAUCAUUUUUAAGUAUUGAAAUUUCACUUAAUUUCUUUACUUAUUGUAAAAAACUUGCCAAAAAUCUCAUGCCAAAAUAGCUAGUUUGACCUAAUGAAGUUAGAGUAGGAAUUUUCAAAUGCAGCAGCAGACAAGGUGAAGGGCGUUUUAGUUUAACCAUUACAAUUACAAACAAAUAAAGAAUUGCAAAGUAUAAAAAGGAUGUGCUGACUAAAUUUUUUUAAAAAAAAAGUUUCACCAUUAAAACCUGGAAGUGAACAUCUAGAUUUUUAUAUUACAGUCCCUUUUUCGAUGAUGUAUUCUUGUUUAUGCCUGACUUUCUUUCCGUUUUCAGUGGCCCAACCUGCACAGACGCUGGAACCAGAACCGGAGUCAGUCAUAGCGUUAACAACUGAGCCGAAACGGAAGAAGAGCAAAGGGAACAUCAAGAAAAAGCGGAGAGGUAGCAAGAAGCUUGAUCUUGAUGAGGUCAACGAAUCCUCAGCUCUUCACGCUGAUCCGGACGAACCAGAUCCCGGAAUAAAAGCAGAUUUGCAGGAGCGAGACGGUGGUGAGGCCACAAAAGAAGAUGAUGGCCUGGAAACGCAGAGCAUGGAUGACGAUGGUGACAAGAAGAGAAAAGGCAGAAAGGACUCCAAGUCGAAGAAGUCAAAGAAAGGAAGACGCAGCCCUGUCACUUUGGUGGAAGAAGCUCCAAAAUUACCUACGCCACCUCCUGAAUAUGUCACUGUCAAGAAAGUUGUGACGAAAGUAGUGCCGGCCCCACAACUUCACUGCCAUUUUGGUGCAGUGAAUGGAAACAAAAUUGAUAUAAACCAGCAAUAUGCUUACUUCAUCCGUCAAUGUUACCAUCCAGUUCCGCUCACUGAUACAUGGGAAGAAGCUGUGGCUGAGAUGCCUGUCUACUUUUUGGUUGGGUCUAUCAGUGGAAAUUUUUUGCCUGGUCUCCGGACUUUAAUCAAACAAGUUUUCAUGUCCCUCAUCUCAUGCCAGUUUCAAGACCCCUUACUGGAAUUGAAACGGAAAUCGCGGACUAAAGAUGACAGUGACGGCACAAAACAGGCUCACUACCCACCAACAAUGGAAGCUUUUUGUCGACCAUCAGACUUUUGGCGAAUGGCGCUCAAAAUGCAGCAGGAGUUUGCUGCCGAAGAAGCUUUUCUUGAGCAAGAUCGUGUGGUGGAAGUCGUGCCAGUGGUCAAACGUAGAUCCCUUGAGGCUCAAGAUUCGCAGGAGGAUCCACAAACACCAGAGUCUGAAACGGAAGAGGAGGUCACAAUGUUACGACCUUUAGAUAUUGAGGAGAGUGUUGAGGGCGCUAUUGAUUUGGAUGAACUCGUAGCCGCACACCUUGGAAUGCCGUUGGGUGAGAUAACGUCAACAAUUCGGAGGAAAUCAAGCACGGCCUCAGCGACGUCCCGAAGAACAUCGGCUCUUUUACUUGAUGAUGCCAACGCUGAAUGCGAGCCUUUUAAAGUGGAAAUGCUUAAGCAACUUGAGUCCCUCAUCAAAAUGAUUGAUUGGACACAAAAUCACCUAACAGGUGACAUUAGUUUGCCAGUGCCAAAUCUACCAGAGCUCACAAGCAAAGAUUUCAAACCAGAACUUUUGAGUAAAAAUGAAGAGGUCGUAACAAAGUUGGAAGAGGCAGUGAAAUUGUGGAACGAACGACUGAGUAAAAAUUUGGAGCGCAUAACUAGUAAAAAACCUGUUGGAGACGGACCAAUCGCUGAGUACACGCACUGGCAUGAGUUAGAAGCUGAGCUGAGCAUUCUGCAAGAGCAGCUUAAUACCCCGAUGGUGUUAAAAGUUAUCAAUCUGUUAUCGCUUACAACCUCAGAGCAUUUUGUCAAGUUCAGAGACAUUCAAGCAGAUCUAAGGAGGCAUUUUGUCGAAACGCAAGAUAACGUCAGAUUUUUAUCAACUAUUCUCUGUCAUUUUAAAGUUUUAAUGGAAAGUGACUCUUUAGGUGAGAUCAAAAACUGCUUGUAUGAUCUCAUGGAAGGGCUCAGAAUCAUCUGGUAUCUCUCAGUUUACUAUUCUAAAGAUGAAAAUAUGGCAAUUCUGCUGGAAAGAAUCAAAUGGGCACUCUGUUUUAAAGUCGAAAAUCUACUCAAUGUCUCCAAGCUCUUCAAUCAGGACCUGAGGAAGGUGGAAAAGCUGACAAACGAAGCAGUGGAUUUGCUUGUUGCAUGGCGGCAAAGCUACCUUGACACGAGGAUGAGGAUUGAGACAACUGGUACCAGUGUGCGAUGGGAAUUCAAUAAAGAGAUGCUUUUCUCCGAGUCUGACUACAUGGCUGCUGUAGCUGAUGAUUUGAACCAUGUUUCCAAAGUAAUGUUAGAAUUCCACAAUAUUUUUGGAGCAGAGCUUAAGUCGAUAAUCAGUGAUCCGGUGCAGAUCGAUGCUGUGGUAAAGAAGGUUGAAUCGAUGUGUCAUCCAAUAGUGAAAGCUGAUUUUGAAAUCUUUUCGAAAGAUUCAAAAGAGCAUUGGGAAAAUAUCAUGCAGUGGUUUGAAAAUCAAGUGGCAGCUAUUGAAAACGAGGCCAAAUAUUUCAUCAACGAGUCUUUCACUCUACUGAGGAGCUCUGAAGAAGCUCUCGAAAUCCUACAAAAAUUCAAUUACAUCGAUACUCGAGCUACAAUUCAAUCACAGUUGAAAACAAAGUAUGAGCCCAUUUUGCACCAGUUUAUGAAAGAAGUUACCACUGUCGAAAAUAUAUUUCAGAGUCAGAAAGCAUCACCACCGCUUCUGCGUAACUAUCCUCCGGUGGCCGGGAGCAUAUUUUGGGAGCGUUUCUUGUUUCACCGCAUUAAGAGGCCUAUUCUAGCUUUUCAAAAAGUUGACGCAAUUACUGCUCUCAGUUUUAAAAACACCGUUUUCCAAGAAUACCUGGUAUUAGUAAAGCAGAUGAAAGAGUUUGAAGACGAGAAGUAUAACAAUUGGUCCAAAAAAGUUGUCCCUCUCGUAGAAACAGCGCUGACCCAAGAAGUUAUUGAGUUGGUAGAAAGUGACAGAUUUGUAGAUUUGGUGCUAAACGAGCAGAGCAAGAAAGCAAAAGAGAACAAUCUGCGCAUGAUCAGCAUGAAACAUCUCAAGCAGUUACGAUCCAGAACAUCCAAGUCUGUGUCAAAAUUCAAAUCGCACACUAAACGGAAAAAAACUCAGAAAUCUAAAUUAGACAUUGAAGACGCUCUUAUUCCAGCAGUUUCGCCAACUGCUAUGAGCCCGCUUGCACUCACCAUGAAAUGGCUCACAGGAUCUCAGUCCAAAGCAGAUGUUCUUUAUUCGACAAAGUAUGGGACCAUCAACCCAAAGGCAAGAAUGAAACGAAUUCAUACAUUGGCCUGGGGUGAAUUUAUUGAAGACGCACUCCUCAUUGAACUGAAAUUGGGGAUUCGUAUGAAUUUUACGGACUCCCUCUUCGAAGUGAUUUCUGAAGCUAAGCUGAUGGAACAACUAGGAUUCAAACUACCGAAUCUCAUUCGGACACUUAUUGCCAUUGAAAUUCCAUUAUUUGACGCCCACAGAAUCAUCAAGAAUAUGACCCAUGAGUACUGUGCCCUUGUGAAUCGACUCGAUGUCCCUCAGCUUCUAUUUGCAAAGGACCACCUAAGGGACGUUGAAAACCAGUUACAUCCGGGCUUGGUACGCAUCAAUUGGUCUUCGCUUCAAAUAAAAUCCUACGCAGAGAAGGUUCUACUGAAAAUAAACAACCUGAAGAAUCUGGUCAUGCAAAUGGAUAGCUGCAGUGAGAAACUUGACCAGAAGAUGUCUCUGAUUGGUGCCUUUGACUUGUUCUCUCUCAUUCAGUCCACUCAUCGUCUGGGGACUAUUAGUUGUUUUGAUUUCUUUGAAAAGUUGGAGGCAAUUCAAGUGGAGAAAAUGAGCAAAAUCCUGAACCUGUACAAGCUACUCGGGCCAAUUUUAAUGAAACUUGAGUCCACGGUCCUACAAACUAACUCUGGCAAAUCUCCUUUCAUGAUAUUUUACUACACAAAUUGUGAGAAAAAAAUUUUUCACACUUUCAUUGACGUAUGCUUGCAAAACCUCAGAGGAUUUGAUGAUUUUCUGAAUGGUAAAGAAUCAGUAAUCAUGAUCGAAGCUCUACUAGGCCCUCAAAAUGUAUAUUUGCAACCAAAUUUUGUUCAAAUUUACAAUUUAAUAAUACUUACCGUGAGACGUUUUAUGGAGAAUUUCAAGAAAAUCCCUCGCUGGAUGCAUGGAACUUGUCUCUUGUGCCCGGAAGUCUUCUCCGAGGACAAAGAGUUCAAACAUUUAUUCUCAUUUUAUGAUGAUUUAAUCGGUGUAAAAGCAAUUAAUGAUUUGUUGUUACAAAUUAAACUAACAGCCCACCGUUUAGUAGAAGACUUGAGUAGAUACUUGUCCAAAUGGAGGAAGUAUCAAAGUGUUUGGUUGCUCGAUAAAGAUGCAAAUGUUGAGAAAUUUGCUGCGCAAAACCCAAAAUUCAAUGCAUACGAAGAGAAGUUCAGUUUUUACUCAGACAUGUUAGCAGAAUUGAAUGCAAUUGAAACAUUUACAGACAUUCAAUGCAUAAGAAUUGACUUGACGAAACUGAUCGACAGUCUGAAAACUCACUUGGUUCUUUGGAAAAAUAAACUUGGUGAGAAGCUUGCCAAUGACACUCGAAAGGUGAUGAAUAAUUUCCAAGAAAAAAUGCUUGAGUUAAAAUCAAGCCUGGAGACAGGCGUGAGCGAAGUUGUAUCUUUUAAAAUCGUGCUCCAAGCUAUCGCGGAUAUCAAGCUUCUUAUUGUUGAUGCAGAGCUUAUUUUUGAAGAAGUCGAUGAGCGAUAUCACAUCAUGUCACUGCAGAACAUCGCAGUGUCAGCUGAGGAUCGGCAGUUAUUCUCCUCCCUCAAAUCAGACUGGCAUUCGCUCUUAGAUUUAUCCAUGUAUCGGAAAUUAUCUUUAGAACCAGCCAAGUCUGUAUUCGCUCAAAUAACAAGGAAUGACAUCAUGAAGUUUGGCGAGAGCACAGAAGUGUUUACGCAGCGCUACUACGAAGAAGGACCCGGCUCUAUAAAGCAAAACCUCAAACUCGGAGAAGGAAUAAUCGUAGAGUGGAGGACGUUAUUUGCAUCAAUGAACUCUGAGAGGGACGAAAUGCUGAAAGUUGAGAAGCUUUUCGACCUGCCAAAGUUCAGUUAUGAUAGUUACCUGGCCGCUUUUGCACACUUUCAGGGCAUGGAAGUCAUCUACGAGUUGUACCAUCGACAGAAAGCUGCUCGGGAGCAGUGGGGUAAAUCGUCUUGGCUCAACUUCAAUUCGCAGAUUCUGUAUGAUGGAAUCGAGGUGUUUCUGGCGGAGUUUCGACACCUUCCAGAAGCUGUUCAGUCGCUGGAAGCCGGGGGAGCCCUCCUCACAACAAUGCUCCAGUUCAAAGAGUCCAUUCCGCUCUUCGUCAAGCUUAAAAAUGAGGCGAUUCGCAGUCGACAUUGGAAAGAGCUCAUGAACAGGACAGGCAAACACUUUGACAUUUCCACAGAAGCUUUCAACCUGUUGUGCGUCUUUGAGAUGGAGUUGUAUGACCACAAAGCAGCGUGUCUCGAGAUCAUCAACAAUGCCCUCAAAGAGCUGGCGAUUGAGCUGAGUAUCAAGGAUAUCGUCACAACAUGGGAGGCAAUGCAGCUCCAGAUAGUAAAAUAUGAAGGCAAUAAGAGUGAUUGUGACAGCAGCUACAUGCUUGGAGAUGUUUCGGGAAUUCUAUUGCUUUUGGAUGAUCAUACCAUGAUGUUGCAGACGAUGGCCAAUUCGGAUUUUGUCGGAUCUUUUCUGCAAACAAUUCAAAAAUGGGAAAUGAAUCUUUCAAAUGUAAGUGAAGUUCUGGAUGAAUGGGUUAGCUGUCAAUCUCUCUGGCUGUAUUUAGCCGUUGGAGUUUUUUCAAAUUCUAUUCUAUCGGAGCAGCUCCCCGAAGAAAGAGAAAUAUUUGAUCAAGUUGAUCAAACGUACAGAAAGAUAAUGAUUGAGGCCUUCAAGAACCCACGUGUCUUAGACCAGUGUCUCGAUAGUUCCACCAGAAUACCAGAGUUUCAUGAUCUCCUCCUGAAAUUGGAGCUAUGUCGCAAGGCCUUAGAUCAGAUUUUGGACAGAAAACGCAUGAUGUUCCCUCGCUUUUUUUUCUUGUCAGAUGAUGAACUGUUGGCCAUACUGGGAACCCUGAAGCCCUUUCACAUCAAAAACUUCCUGAUCAAGUUGUUUGACAAUAUACAAAGCUGGGAUUUUAACGAAAGCAGUGAAGGGAAAUUUACCGUUUCGGCUGUUGUAUCCAAUGAAGGUGAAGCUAUCAAGCUGAAGUCUCCGCAGCAGGCUGUCGGCUUUCUAGAAGAAUGGAUGAAUUCGGUGACGGACGAAAUUUGCAAAACCAGCUGGCAUUUAAUCAAGAAAGCUGUUUACGACUAUGGGAAAGUCAAACAGCCACGUGCAGAAUGGAUUCUCAACUUUCAAGGAAUGAUUAUCUAUGCCGCUAAUUCAGUCUGGUGGACAGAGGAAGUUGAGAAUGUCUUCAGCAACAUAAAUAAGGGUGAAGUGAAUGCAAUGAAAGAUUAUCUCAGCAUCCAAAAUGAACAGCUGGAAGAACUUGCAGCUUUUCUAGAUCAUCUAUCACCUCUGGACAGGCGGAAAAUUAGUAACAUGAUUGUAGUCGAUAUCCACUCCCGUGAUGUCAUCGAAACUUUCGUGCAGAACAACGUCAACUCAAACGAAGACUUCGAAUGGAAGAAACAGCUACGGUUUUAUUGGGAGAAACCCAUGGAUAACUUCAUAAUCAGACAGUGUUCCACAGUUAUUUCUUAUGGUUUUGAAUAUUCUGGGCUCAGCGAAAGACUUGUCAUCACACCGCUCUCAGACAGAUUUUAUCUCACUGUAACUCAAGCUCUGUACUUUCAUCUUGGAGCCUCGCCAGUAGGUUUUGCUGGUGCUGGUAAAAGUGAAACAGUCAGGGAUCUUGCCAAAACACUCGGUUUGUUGUGCAUCGUCAUCCAUUGUACUAGCUCAAUGGAACUUGGCGUCUUCCAGUUGUGGCUGAAAGGUCUUUGCCAGUGUGGUGCUUGGGGUGUCUUUGAGAAUUUAAGCCAAGUCAAUUCCUCUACGCUCUCUGCUCUGUCCAUCCGAAUCCAGUCUAUAUUCUCUGCAUCAAAAAAUAACCUGAAGAAACUUAAUUUGGACGGUCAAGUGCUUGACUUCAAAGACUGUGUCAAUCUCUUUGUAACAGUUAAUCCGACAAGCAAUUCUUCAUUUCCAGAACAUCUAAAAUCAUUAUUCCGGCCGGUUGCAUGCACCAUGCCAGACCUAGAAUUUAUAUCCUUUGUCUUACUUUACUCCAAAGGCUUCACCUCUGCGAAGAUUCUGUCCAAAAAAAUCACUGUGCUAUUCAAGUUAGCAGCUGUCAAACUAUCGCAACAGCUCCAGUAUGAUUUUAGUAUACGGACGCUUAAACUGACUAUUGUAACUGCUGCUGCCAAGAAAGAAGAUGUAACGGAUGAAACUGUUCUGAUUGUGCAGGCUUUAAAGGACGUGUUUUGGCCAAAACUAGUUGAGAGUGAUGUUCAACUAUUCAACGAGCUCUUGAAAGAUAUUUUCGCAGAAGUUUAUUAUCAUCUGACUGUUGAUAAAGAUUUACUGGCUGUUAUCAAAAUGUCUUUACAGGAGAACAACUACAUUUUGGUGGAAAAGCAAAUCGAAAAGUGUGCGCAAUUAUACUACAUGCUUCAAAUCCACCAUGCGUGCAUGCUUGUUGGUCCAUCUGGUAGUGGUAAAUCGGUGAUUUUUCAGACGCUGGAGAAAAUUCAGAAGAAUUUACGUCUUUCAGGAAAGAUCCACCCUGUAAAUCCGAAGAGCUGUUCUGUUGAUGAACUUUUUGGAUGUGUUGAUUCAAGAGGGGUGUGGAGAGAUGGUGUGCUCAGUUCAAUUUUCCGAACAAUAAAUGCUGCAAACUACGCAAAAGAAAGAAAAUACAUUUUAUUCGAUGGAGAAAUCGACUCAACCUGGGUGGAAAAUCUGUCUUCGGUGAUUGACCAGACAAAAUUGUUGACACUUGGGAAUGGAGAACGGAUUCAGCUACUGUCACACUGUGCUUUGCUCUUCGAGGUGAGCCAUCUUCACAACACGCCUCCAGCAAUUGUGUCUCGAUUUGGGCUAAUUUAUGUCUGCCCAUUGGACUUGGGUUAUGAGGCGGUUUGGGAGCGAUGGUUGAAUAAGUUCUGUCACGAUGAGAAUAUCAAAUCCCUCAGAGAAUUUUCAAAGAAAUACCUGAAACCCAUCUUGAAGUUCAUCCUGGCCGAAAAACAUGAUUUUGAAGAGAGGCGACUGCCUGUUCAAACCGUGUUACCUUUAUCAAGCUUGAACAUGGUAACUCAAUUCUGUUUUAUUAUGGACGUUCUAUUACAAAACAUCAAAUCAAAAAAACACAAAAUCCCGGAUGAAAUCUUAGAGGCACUUUUCAUCGAGGGGUUGUAUGCAUCUUUUGGAGUAAUUAUCACAGCUGCUGAAAGAAAUGCAUUUGACUCUUUUGUUAAAAAUCUAACCGGCUUCUCGUUGGUUGAUAGAGACGAGAACAACCUCGUCGGAUUGCAGAGCUUGCCAUCAGAAAAGUCUUUGUACGACUGUUACGUAGAUGUCGAAAAGAAGUGCUGGUCAGCAUGGGAGGAUGCAAUAUCGCCAUCUGCACCAAGUGGAACAUUUUGUCCUAAAUUCCGUGACAUCUUCAUUCCAACUGCUGAUUCCUCAAAAUUACUCUCCUACUUGCAGCGGAUAAAUGAGCAUUAUUUCAAAGGAAAACCCCAGUUGGAAUUGAAAAAUCCAACUGUGCUGAUCAGCGAAGGAAGCACAUAUAAGACAGCAAUUAUGAACAAUUUCUUACGAAAUCUCAGCUGUGAUGAGUUUGCACAACUGAAAAUCAGUUUCUCUGCAAGAACAAAUUCUUCUGUCGUACAAAGCUGCUUAGAAACAAUGAUAUCUAAACGCACAAAAAGUAUCUAUGGGCCUGCGGAGAAGAAAUUGGUAUGCUUUUUUGAUGACCUCAGCGCACCAAAGGCGGAUGAGCAUGGUUGUCAACAAGUAAUAGCGUUUUUGCGCUCAUUGUAUGAGAAACAUGGUUUCUAUCAUCAGGGUGAAAACAUCCAGUGGAGAAAUGUCAAAGAUUUAGGCUAUUAUGCAGCAAUGUGCUGUGGUCACAACGGAAGCGGAGUUGAUCCACGAUUCUUGUCUCUGGUGUACGUUGUCAACGUGACCCAGCUCUCCGACUUAAUUGUCACGAAUAUAUUUUCAACAAUUUUGCAAAAUCAUACUCGUGAUUUCAUAAAAGAUAUACAGACGAUCGUUCCAGAUGUAAUCAAAGCAACUUCCGAAAUGUUCCAAAUAUUGAGAACAGAAGCCCCACCAAUACCACACAAAUUCCAUUACGCUUUCAGCUUGCGAGAUUUCAGCAAAGUUGUGGCUGGGCUGUGCCUCACAACCAGUAGGAUUUUCACCACCGCCCAACAGUUCAUUAGGGUCUGGAGGAAUGAGUUCACCCGAGUGACCUGUGAUCGACUUAUUACAAAAAAGGAUAACAGUCUGAUUCAAAAUUUAUUUGAAGGGGUUAUUGAGAAGUACUUUCCCAGUAGCCUGAACUAUGUAAUUCGGGAUCCGCUGCUGUUUGGUGACUUCCGCAAUGCUGUAAUUGGAGACGCAAAUCCACGCAGGGACUAUGAAGAUUUACUCGACUAUGAUGCUGUAUUUCACCUCUUUGAAGAAGUUUUAUUGAAGUAUAAUGAGCAGAAUGCACCAAUGCGAAUGAUUUUAUUCAACGAUGCAUUAGAGCAUCUCACCCGUCUUCAGCGCAUAUUCCGAUUAAGCGAUGGUCACGUUUUAUUCCUUGGCCCAGGUGGCAUCGGGAAGCAGAGCCUCAUUCGUUUGGCUGCUUUUACCGCUGGUUGCAAAGUUUUUGGCAUCAGCUAUUCUCUCAGCUACAGUUUGUUUGACUUCGAGAGAGAAAUCAAGCAAGUUCUCAUCAGUGCGGGAGUGUCAACGAAAAACUUCAUUCUUUUUCUAGACACUACUCAGAUAAUAGAUGACGGCUGUUAUGAAAUUUUGAACGAAAUAAUUACGUCUUGCGUUCGUCCAACUUUUUUCAAUCCAACCGACAAGGAGAUUGUUGUGAGUCAACUAAAAAAUGACCUUCCUAACUCAACUGAUGAAGAUAUUUGGUCAAGAUUCUUGAUAAAUUGUGUGGAAAACAUCCAUAUUGCAAUGACGGUGUCUCUCGAGACUAACGCGCUGCGACGGCUCUGCCAAAAUUAUCCUGGCUUGGCUAAAAGUAUGUACCUGAAUUGGGGCUUCAGCUGGCCUGCAGAGGCAUUCAGCAUUAUUGCUAAUACAUUUUUAUCCCACCAAGAUUUGUUACCGGACGAUUACGUUGAAGGUGUGAUAGAACAGUUGGUCUAUGCUCAUACAACAAUUGAUAAGUAUGUUGUGGAAUACAGGGCCCAAUUUCAGAGACAAGUUUACGUUACGUGCUCUAGCUUUUUCAAUUGCAUUCACACUUUACUUGAUCUAUUAGAUGAAAGGCAUUCUUUCCUCUGCACUGAGCAAGAAAACCUCAAGAAUGGAAUCGCAAAAAUAAAAGAAGUUUUUGAACAUGCAGAGGAGUUAAAAGCAAAGCUUGCAAUCCAUUCAUUUAUGAUCAGUGAGAAAGCAGAGGAGAUCCAAAAAACGCUAGAAGACAUUAAUGCUGCGGAAAAAGUAGGGGAAGAGGUGAAGGAAGAAGUAAGCGAAAGACAGAAAGAGAUGGAAGCUAUUUCCAAGGAGUUGAUUGACGAAAAGUGUGAGGUAGAAGAAAUGUCCUCCAAAAUUGCGCCCUCGCUGGUUGCGGCCAAAGAAACACUCCGCCACUUGGAUCAAGAGGAUAUCUCAGAAAUCUGUUCAUACGUAGCUCCACCAGAAGUGGUCCAAAACAUAGGAGAAUGUGUGGCAAUUCUACUUGGAACAAAGGAAAUCUCAUGGAAGAGAGCCAAGAGCAUCAUGUCAGAACCUGAUUUCGUGUCAGAUCUCAUCAAUCUGGAUUGCAAUAUUAUCUCGCAGAAACAGCAGCAAGCUUGCCGAGUUCAUAUGAAGCCAGCCAAGAAGAUGGAGACGUUGAAGGAUAUUAGUAAAGCUGGCUAUACACUUUACUUACUGAUGGAAGAAAUCCUGGCGUAUUGCCUGGUUUUCAAAGAAAUCAAAACAAAGAACAGCAAAAUUUCCAGACUGGAAGAUGAACUGAAAGUUGCUCAAAAUUAUAUCAGCCAGCUGAAUUAUAAAAUGAAAGAGGCAAACGUUGCUUUGUGUCUAUUACACGAUUCUUAUGAGAAGAGCAUCGCAGAGAAAGAGAAACUGCAAAUUGAAAAAGGAGAAAUUGAAAUCAAGAUGAAAGCAGCGGAUGAGCUAGUCGACGUCCUCAACCCACGUCACACUAGUUGGACUCAGGCGUUAGAAGAGGCAAAAAUCAGCAAGCAGCAAUUAGUUGGAGACUGCUUGAUAUGUGCUCUCUUCCUCAGCUACGCAGGUCCGUUUAAUCAGGAGUUUCGUCGAAUCAUCAUCUAUUCAGAUUGGCUGAGUCACAUUGCCAGCUCUGAUAUACCCAUAUCCCAGCCUUUCAUACCAGAAAAAAUUCUAUCUCCCAAGUUAGCUUGCAGUGAAAAUUUCAAGGGCAUGCUCAUGGAUGAGUUUCAAGUAGAGAAUCAAAUUCUCAUUAGGCGUGCCAGGCAAUCACCUCUCUGUAUUGAUCCUCAGAAUCAGGCCUUCAACUGGAUCUGUGAAAAUGAAAAAAACCUGCAAAUCACUUCAUUUGCAGACCCGAAUCAUUUAACUUUCUUGAAAAAUGCUUUUAAGGAUGGAGGAGUUUUGCUUUUUGAAGAAGUUGACAUGAUAGACCCUAUUAUCUACAAUAUUCUGGACAAAAAAUUAGUCAAAAAUGUAAACCAGUCGUUGGUUUCUUUCGAUGGGAAAUUGGAAGAGUUCAGCAGUAAUUUAAAAUUGUAUUUUACUUCCCUCGAAGCCUUCCCGAAUUUUUCACCCAUAGUGUUCACGAAAACAGCAGUCAUUGAUUUCAGCAUCACGAGACAAGCCGUUGCAAAUCAGUUACUGAGUUUAACUUCAAAGUUAGUCGAUUCGUCCUUAGAAGAAGAACGGACUCAGUUGCUGCAUGAUGGCUUGACGAUGGAAAGAGCGGCAAAAAAGUUUGGCGAUACCUUUCUUUUAACUCUUUUGAAAUCCAGUGAAAGGAUUUUGGACCACGCCCAAGAAAUAGAGCCUCUUCUCAUCCUAAAUAAUGAAAUUUGUGAGACUCAAGAAAAACUGGAUGCUGUGAAAGGAACAUUGAAAAGCGUGGAAGAGAAACGAACUGUGUAUGCACCUCUCGCAGAAGAAAUUUCUCCAAUUUUUUUUAUUUUUAUAGAAGCCUCUUUAAUCGAGAAUAUCUAUCAGUACUCUUUAGAAACUUUCUUGAAUGUUUUCAAAUCAAGAUUAAAGUCAGUUUUUACUGAUCAACCCCAAGAUGAUGUUCCAACACGCUGCCAAGCAAUUCUCUUUGAGCUUUACAAAUUUGGCUGCUCAUCGGUCUUCAAGGAUCAUGAGUUGUUCUUCUCGUACCAAAUGGCAAUUAAAAUUGACCAUAUCCGAUCUUCCAUCUCUCAGUCCGCCUUGAACCUGGUAUGCAGAAAGCUUCAAUCAGACAGUUGCGAAAAAGUGAGUCCAGUAACUUGGCUUACGAAGGAAGACUGGAUGCGAGUACUGAAACUAAGCGAGUCUUUUCCUCAAAAACUUCACACUUUGCCUGCAGAUAUAGUUGAAAAUUCUGCUGAGUGGGAGAAGAUUCCAAGUUCGGGAGAUUUUAUAUCUGUAUUCCCUUCAGAUCACUGGGUCCGUAAGUUGGCACCCUUUGAAGAAUUAAUGGUGCUUCUCUGCAUUAGUCCUGGUAGCAUAUGCCACUCAGUAGAACGUUACGUUUCAACAAUCCUCGGAACAGAAUUCUUGAUGCCACCCACCGUGGACUUAGCAGAUGCCUUUAUGAACUCAACUGCUUCCACACCAAUUUUAGUAAUUCACUCCCCAGAUCUUGAUCCAUCUGUUACUGUCGCAAAAUUAUUCAAAACGUUUUCUUCAAAUGUCGGCCUUAAUUUUACAACAACAAGGUCAGAGUUGGGCGAGUCUACAUUGCGAUUAUUUGACGAGAUGUCUGUUGCGGGGGGUUGGCUUGCAAUUCAAUGUUGGAAUAAGCUUGAUGUUGUAACUAACCUAGGUAAUCAGUUAUGUAAAAGAACACCUCACCCAGAUUUUCGGUUGUGGAUCAUGAUAAACUGUGCAUCCUCGUUCCCAUUAAAACUAUUACGCAACUGUAUUAAAGUCUGCUACGAGCCAACAACUGAUCUCAAGUCAAAUUUAGUAAAUACAUACUCUCAGCUGGGCAGUGAGUUGAGUCUUAGUGACCAUGUUGCAUUCAGUCAGGUUUUGUAUGUGUUAGCAUUUUUCCAUGCUGUGGUGCAAGAGCGUGGCAAGUACGGAAGGAUCGGCUGGAAUCUCCCGUACGAGUUUUCCAGAACUGACUUUGACUUGACCGUCUUUACAGUUGCAACCUACUGCAAUGAAGCGACCGAAGUAGGUCAAAAUCUUCCUUGGUCGACUAUAAAAUAUUUAAUCAACGAGAUUUUAUAUGGCGGGAGGGUUGUUCAAGAAAGCGACAAAAUCAUCCUACACACGAUUGUUGAAGAAUACUUUGGUGACUUUUUGUUCGACCAGUUUCAGAGCUUCCACUUUUUCCAGGAUGAUUUGGUCGAUUAUGAUCUGCCCUUUGGUGACUGUGCAGAAGAUUUCCUCCGGAGCAUCAAAAACCUUCCAAAUCAAAAUCACCCAGGUGUUUUCGGUCUUGACAAGAAUAUUGAAGUUAAACAGGUCGCUGAAAAAGCGAGAAAAAUGUGGGCAACAUUAAGAGAAUCCGAGGAAGAGAAAAUGAGCCCCUCUACUGAAAACUCAUUGAUUUCGCAAGUCAGAGAUCUUUCAGAAAAGCUCGUCCGGCCAUUUGAUGUUGUGAAGAUUCGGAGCUCAUACAAGAUGGUUGUCACACCGAGUGCGACAGUUUUGCUGCAAGAAUUGAACGUGUUCAAUCUCCUCUUGAAAGUAAUGUCUUCAACACUGACUAGCUUGCAAAAAGCAUUAGAUGGAGAGACUAAUCUCAGCGAGUAUCUGGAGCAAAUUUCCGUCGACAUCUUAAGCAACCGCAUUCCGGAUGAGUGGUGUAAAUAUUCCCCGAUGAACUCUAAAUCUCUGUCCGGGUGGAUACAACAUUUUGAGAGACGGAAAUUACAAUUUCUGGAUUGGUCGGUACGAGGUGACCCAGUAGUAAUCUGGCUGUCCGGUCUAUUCACUCCUCAAGCAUACAUCAUUGCUCUUUUGCAAACAGCUUGUCAGAAAAAGAGCUGGUCUCUGGAUCGCUCUUCAUUUUACACGAUCGUCACAAAUUUAAUGCAUGAGAGUGAAGUCGAGGAGAGACCGGAGAUCGGCUGUUUCGUUCAGGGGAUUUUUAUAGAAGGUGGACGCUGGGACAGUUCGAGGGAGUGUCUUGCAGAGUGUAGACCAGGGACUUUAAUAGAGGAGAUGCCAAUUUUGAUGAUUCGGCCGGUCGAAGUCUCGAAAUUGAAGUUGGAAAAUACUCUCCGAACGCCUGUGUAUGUCACCUCUGAAAGACGAAGUGUGGAGAACAGGGGUGUUGUCUUCGAGGCUGAUCUCAAAUUGGAUAAACAUCACAGUUUCUGGAUUUUGUCCGGUGUUUGUCUCAUGCUCAAUGAUGAUAGUACUUGAUUGUGUUAAAUUUAGUCAGUACCCUUAUUUUUCAAUUCUUAUUUCCAUGAUGCUUGGAAAGUUGGAAAUUUCAUCCUUUUUGAAAGAGACGAAUUAAUUACAGAACUGCAAAUGUCUCGGAGAGAGAGACAGAUUUUCCAUGGAGAGGUAGAGAAGUGAAGUGAAA